CAGUCUUGCUCUUCUACUUGGAUAGAUAGCCUAUAUGCAGGACCAGACUGAACCGAGAAAGGUCAAAAUCGGCUCUCAACAAGAAAGAAAAGACGACCAAUAAGUUUUCAAACCCAUUUACAAGUCCAGCUAAAGUUGCACAAUUUGCACCCUCAUAUUAUUCAUUGCCUAAAACUCUGGUCCUGUCCACCUCUGAUUUCUCUAGUCAGCGCUUCCGUACCGUGUGUUUUUUUUUCCAGAUCUUGUUCUUCUCUUGUUCAAAGAUUUGUGUAUCUAUGGGGUUUCUGAUGAGCUGAAGGUUUGAGACUGCAAAAGAGGACUUGUUCUUUUUCCUCAAAUCUCUUUUGGGUUCCCACUAGAAUUGUUGCGAGUGUUCUAUGGUGUUCUGUAUUGGGUCUCUGCGAUUUUCGAUAUUAGACUAUUUGAGUGGAAUCAAAAGUAUUGAUUUUUGGGUUGUGCCAGCAAAGAGGGUGGUUGUGUUUUGAUUUGGUGAUUUGAGGAAAUAGGGAGGCUUUGGUUCAAUUGCCAAAUUUGUUUGGGAGUGUAGGGUUACUGGGUUUGUGUCAGAGUUUGUUAGUUCAUUUUGGCCAUGGGGGAUUGUAAAGCUGGAAACCCUGAAGUGGAGGUUGGGGAGGACUUGAUUGUUGCAGCCAAAAGCAUAGCGAGGGCGUUGGGUUCGAAGAAGAACCUUACAAACGGUGAGAGGAAGAUUUUGGCUGAUCUUGGCACCAAAUUGUCUUCCCUGAUGACUAAUAGGAGCACAUUGAAUGAGAUACAGGUGGAGGACUUUGGUGACAUUGAAGUUCGCCUUACUUCGAUUCAGGAUAAGGUCUUGGGGUGGGAGGCGGAUCAGACUAUGAUAUGGGAUUCGAGCGCAAAUGAGGCGAAUGAGUACUUGAACACGGUGGAGGAGGCUCACCAGCUGAUUGAAAGUUUGGAGAGUUUGUGUCUGAGUAAAGAUGAUGAAAAGUAUGAGCUGUUACACAAGGCGAAUGAUGUUCUUCAAACGGCGAUGAUUAGGCUGGAGGAUGAGUUCAGGUACAUGCUUGUUCAGAACAGGCAGCCGUGUGCACCGGAGCACAUGUCUUUUCGUUCAUGCGAAGAGGAUGCUGUGGAUGAGAACUCAUUGAUGUCUUUUGGGGAUGACUCAAUUGAGGACUCAUUUCAAAGGGAUAGUGUUAGCCGAGCCUCUGAGGAUUCCAUCAUUGACUUGGUUCGCCCGGAAGUUAUUCCUGACCUCAGGAGCAUUGCAAAUAUGAUGUUCAAUUGCAACUAUGAUCAGGAAUGUACCCAAGCUUAUACCAACCUCCGAAGGGAUGCCUUGGAUGAGUGUCUCUCAUAUCUAGAAAUUCAGAAACUGAGCAUUGAGGAUGUGCGGAAGAUGGAGUGGGUUUCUUUGAAUUCCAAAAUCAGAAGAUGGGUCUGGGUUAUGAAGAUUUUCGUGCGGAUUUAUCUGGCUAGCGAGAAGUGGCUCAGUGAACAGAUUUUUGAGGAGCUUGGACCUGUUCGGCUAGAUUGUUUUGUUGAGGCAUCAAAGGCUUCAAUACUGCAGCUUCUCAAUUUCGCCGAAGCCAUGUCUAUCGGCCCUCACCAGCCAGAAAAGUUGGUUCGCAUUCUUGACAUGUAUGAGGUGCUAGCGGAUGUUCUUCCCGAUAUAGAUGCUUUAUACUUUGGUGAGGCUGGUUCUUCUGUAAGCAUGGAGUGUCAUGAUGUCCUGCUGAGAUUGGGUGAUUCUGUGAAGGCAACAGUUAUUGAAUUUGAGAAUGCCAUUGCAUCAAACCCUUCCACUAACCCUGUUUCAGGUGGGGGUAUACACCCGCUGACUAGAUAUGUGAUGAAUUACAUGAGGACUCUUACAGACUAUGGUCAGACCCUUGAUCUGCUUCUCAAGGACUGCGAUGAAGGCGAUCCCAUUUCGUUGUCUCCUGACACUAGUCCAACUAAAGAAGAGGAGAACAAAAGCACUGAUUCUUCAGGCAGAAAAUCCCCAAUGGCUCACCAGUUCCUAUCAUUUGCUUCAAGUCUGGAAGCCAAUCUUGAUGAGAAGUCAAAGUUAUAUAAGGAUGCUUCUUUGCAACACGUCUUUUUGAUGAACAAUAUACAUUACAUGGCUCAGAAGGUUAAAGGGGCAGAAUUGAGGCUUAUCUUUGGAGAUGAUUGGAUUAGAAAGCACAACAGGAAAUUUCAACAGCAUGCGAUGAGCUACCAGAGAGCUAGUUGGAGUUACAUCCUUUCUUUGCUAAAAGAGGAGGGCAUACAAAAUCCUGGGUCAAAUUCUAUCUCAAAAAGCCUUCUCAAGGAAAGGCUCCGCAGCUUUUAUCUUACUUUCGAGGAGAUAUACAAGGUCCAGUCGGCAUGGCUCAUUCCGGAUCCUCAGCUUCGAGAAGACUUGCAAAUCUCGACAUCCCUUAAUGUGAUCCAAGCUUACAGGACAUUUGUGGGAAGACACUCCAAUGACAUAAGUGACAAGCUCAUCAAGUACAGUGCUGAUGACAUGGAGAAUUACCUCAUGGAUCUCUUUGAAGGUUCCUCAAAAUUAUUACAAAAUUCCAGCCGGAGGUGACAUCAUCAUGAAUAAGAACUGGUAUGUUACUUACAGCAGAGGAAUGAUUUUAUUCUAUGUUCCACUCUACUAAUGUAUGCUUGAUUAAUCAACAGUUUAAUGGGUUCUUUUUCUCAGUAGUUUCUUCUGUGCAAUGUAAUAUGAUGAAAAUGUUCACUUUGUGAUCUCUGUACUCAAUGUGAUACUACAUAAUGGAUGCUGCAAUGUUUAUAUUAAA
Messenger RNA from Rosa chinensis, 2780 nucleotides. Its product is annotated as exocyst complex component EXO70E2. The coding region runs from base 590 to 2563 and encodes 657 amino acids. Gene Ontology annotation, molecular function: phosphatidylinositol-4,5-bisphosphate binding. Gene Ontology annotation, cellular component: exocyst. The transcript is spliced from 2 exons. The record is from RefSeq and is a predicted model, not a curated record. NCBI's taxonomy places the organism in Eukaryota, Viridiplantae, Streptophyta, Magnoliopsida, Rosales, Rosaceae. Gene Ontology annotation, biological process: exocytosis.